Messenger RNA from Malania oleifera, 1477 nucleotides. RefSeq names its product homocysteine S-methyltransferase 1. Lineage: Eukaryota; Viridiplantae; Streptophyta; Magnoliopsida; Santalales; Ximeniaceae. The transcript is spliced from 7 exons. Gene Ontology annotation, biological process: S-methylmethionine cycle. The record is from RefSeq and is a predicted model, not a curated record. The coding region runs from base 366 to 1343 and encodes 325 amino acids. Gene Ontology annotation, molecular function: S-adenosylmethionine-homocysteine S-methyltransferase activity; zinc ion binding.
ACCCUCUUUGGUCAGCAGCUACCUUAGAAUUUCCAAUUGGGGAAAGCAAUUUUUUUAUUUUUUUUAAAGGUAAGAUCAAAGAUGAAGAAGCGAUUAAAAGAAGCUGGGGGCUAGCUAACCGCCGGCUAUGGCAGGUACAAUGAAUCCAGACCGAACCGCCGGCUUUAGUGGACAAGGCACGAACCUGAGUCGUAAUCCUGUCCAAAUUCGCUGUUUCUGUUCCACGCAACAGCUCCCUCUUCACCGUCACCAUUAAUAAAGCUUCCCAGCAGACCCCCCUCAAGGUUUCUUCUCCGUCAUUCCAACUUCCCCACCUCUAGCUGCUGUUGUGGAUCCACAGAGAGAGAGAGAGAGAGGGUGGAAAUAUGGUGAAGGUGAAGACGUUGUUGGAAGACCUGAUAGAGAAGGCUGGAGGAUGUGCUGUGGUCGACGGAGGACUCGCCACCCAGCUAGAGAAACACGGGGCCGCCAUUAACGACCCUCUAUGGAGCGCCCUUUGCUUGAUCGAAAAUCCUGACCUAAUCAAACGGGUUCACAUGGAAUACUUGGAGGCUGGGGCAGAUAUACUUGUGACUUCCUCCUACCAGGCGACUCUUCCUGGAUUUCAGUCCAAGGGACUGUCCAUUGAAGAAGGAGAGUUGUUACUAAAAAGGAGCGUUAAAUUGGCUCUUGAAGCCCGUGAUACAUUCUGUGAGGUCAUGAAAAAAAUUCCUGAGCAAGGGUAUAACCGGCCAUUGGUUGCAGCCUCCAUUGGAAGCUAUGGAGCUUAUCUUGCUAAUGGUUCAGAGUACAGUGGAUUUUACGGAACAGAUGUGAAUUUGGAUAAGCUGAAAGAUUUCCAUCGGCACAGAUUGCAAGUUCUUGUAGAAGCUGGUCCAGAUAUGCUGGCAUUUGAGACCAUUCCGAAUAAGCUUGAAACUCAGGCCUGUGUUGAGUUGCUUGAAGAAGAAAAUGUCCAGAUUCCAUCUUGGAUAUGCUUCAGUUGUGUAGAUGGUGUGAAUACCCCCUCAGGGGAGAGCUUUAGGGAGUGCCUUGAUAUAAUAAACAAGAGCAGAAGAGUGUGCGCAGUUGGAAUAAACUGUGCUCCACCCCAUUUUAUUGAAAGCCUCAUUGCCAAGUUUACUGAGUUGACAGAAAAGGCCAUAGUUGUGUACCCCAAUAGUGGCGAAGUGUGGGAUGGCAGAGCCAAGAGAUGGCUGCCAUCAAAGUGCUUCGGUGAUAGCAACUUUGAGUUGUUUGCCACAAGAUGGCGAGAUUCAGGAGCUAAACUCAUUGGAGGCUGUUGUCGGACGACACCCUCAACCAUUGCAUCCAUUUCGAAGGUUCUAAAAGGAAGGCCCUAAGCUUUCACCUUUUUGAGCACUACCAAUAGCUCACCGAUUUCUCAUUCGUUUCUUUCCCCGUUAUAGAAGAUUUUGGGUGGUGGUGUAUUGGUUCAAGAAAAUGAAAUAAUACAUUGGUUCCCAUUUUCCUGCUU